CUAGUGAGGGUGAGGAUACCCGGCGAUAACUGCUUUGUGAUGUGCCUGUCAGGAAUCGAAGGAGGAGAUUAAGACAUAGCGAAGAAGGCGAGAAAGGGAGAGGUCACAGUGAGGGAGGGAGAAGAUAGCGUCACGAGUGGUACUGAGGCAGGAAAACCAGUGUGGUGUAUUUGCAUGUGAACUGAAACGCUACAUUGAUAUUAAUUCCUGUCUGAGUUUCCUAUUCAUGAACAAGGAAGUGUUAUACGCAUUUACCUAGAGCAUCAAAACAGGAAGGCAAUAAAGGUCACUGCUCAACUCCAAAUACAAGAUAUCCACGGCUAACGCGAACACAAAGACAACACGUUCAUCUGAGGAUUGCAUUCGUACAGUCCAUUGUCAUCAAGUGACACACUGAUAAGGAACAUGGCGGGCGGGGGCAGUGGCGUCGGGGCAGGACGGAGAGGCGGCCGAGGAAACUCUUCUGGAGGUGACGGUGGAGGGAGUGGCGGCGGCGGAGGCGGUGGGGGAAGGGGUGGCAGAAUCCAGGAGCAUCACCAGAACCAGCAACACCAGCAGCACUCACAACAGCAGGUGCACCAACAAAACGGUCCCGGUACGACGGUGCAAUGUGGCCCCAACCAGUACCGUCUUGGUCUGUACGGCUGGAGGAGGCGGUGUCUGUACGGCCUCGUUUUACUUCUGCUGGUGAUGGUCAUUCUCAAUCUGGCCCUCACGCUUUUCAUCCUCAGGGUCCUCGACUUUACCACCGAAGGCAUAGGCGGGCUGCAGAUUGUGCGAGGGGGCAUGAUCGCCAGUGGGGAGGUGCACGUUAUGGAAAGGCUGGUGGCGGCCCGCAUCUCCACUCCGCCCCACGUGCCCAUCCGUAUUCUGGCGGCUGAGAAUUUCUCCAUCGCAGCGACCAACAAGGAUGGCCGCUCCAAUAGAAUCUUCAUGAAUUCUGAGGCCAUGCAGUGCACCUCAGACCAACUGGUGAUCCGCGACAAGCAGGGCCGUCUGCUCUUCUCAGCCACGCAGGACGAAGUGUUGGUGGGUGCCAGACAACUGACAGUCAAGGGUGAAGGCGGCGCGGUGUUCAGCGGCUCGGUACAGACAGCACACGUGACAGCUCCGGUGAAGGAUUCACUUCUGCUGGAGUCACUCACUCGAAGCCUGGAGAUCACCGCGCCGCAGGGAGUCGCUUUGGAGUCUCGUGCUGGAACCAUCUCUGCCCGUUGCCUGCAUGACUUUAUUUUGCAGUCCAGAGGAGGCAUGAUCAAGUUCGACACUCCCAAUAUCUUCAUCCAGGGCCUGAGGACUUCCACCUUACAGACCAACGACCAGAGACCAGCCCGUCCUGAUGUGUACCAGGUGUGUGUGUGUAGCAGUGGCAAGCUCUUCCUUGCGACACCUUUGGGCGUGUGCGCGGCUGACCAAAAGUUUUGCAAGUAGCGUCAAGAAUUCCCGCAGGACUGUUGUCCUGGCUUGUCUAAGGUACGACAGCCAGCCCUCAGUGGGUGAAGAGUUGGACCUUCUAGUGACUGAGACUUCGCCCCAUUCAUUGUUAGCCUAUGGGUCUCUAUAAAGUUAAUGAUUGUGGCCGUUCCAAUGACUUCCUGAGAGCCUUGCCGGACCUGUAGUGAAGAUAUUUGGUGGCACUUAAAAGGGCGGCAAUUGCUAGUAUAUCCCUGUCCUUUACUACGGACGCUAACGAAGUGAUUAACAGACGCACACCCCCUUAAGACAAAGGUUCAUGAUGACUUCAACAGUUCAAAGAACCUUAUGAGAAGAAAAGAACAUGUGACACUCUGUGCUUUUAUCAUACUAAGAAAGCAUUCGCACAAUAAGAACAAAGGUGUAAAGCAUUAUUCUUCUAAAAAGUGAGGUCGUGUAAGAUACCCACCCCGGGGGAGGCACGGUGGCCCCAGGAUGGAGGAAGCCAGGCUUGGGGGAGAGGAGAGAGAUUUGGCGCUGUCGGCAUGGCGCCUCUUUGUUUCUCUCCCCCGGGGCGGCUUUCCAGCGUGUGCCUGUCUGUGACGAGACCCAGGGCGCCGCCACCUUCCCCAACCGCCGAGGCUGCCCGGAUGGUGCUGACAGGAUGGGAGCGGUAUCGACUGUGCUCCAGAAUAAAAGGGUGAUUACAUUAAAAUGCCACUGAAACUAUUAUUGUAUAUUCAUUUAAACAUUAGUACGAGUUUAGUGUACAGCUGAGCAGGGAAAACAGGAGCUCAUCAGGACAGACGCUACUGGAUGAUUCGUGUCGAUGGAUGUUGUAAUGACUGCAAAUACCGAGGAUUCUGCUAAUGGUGAUCCUGAGUGGAGGUUUGGCAAUAACAUGAAAAACAAGGGAUGACAAAUACGUGUACUGAAUGUCAUGUGAUUUGGUCACUGCACAAAAAAAAAAAAAGAAAAAUGAAAUGAAAAGGUUAUCAACUUAGACAAACAAGUGACUCGCUCCAAGUAGUGAAAAAAAAAUGUAAAGCAAGGAUGUUUUGUAAUUCUUGGGUCAAUCUCCUUCUCUAAAGCACCCUAUAUAUCUCUUUUCUCCUACUCGUACUUCUCUCCAUAAUUAUAUAUACCCUCACCUCCACCCCUCCCUUUCCUCCCACUCUGGUCUCCCUCCUCACCCCACCACUCUCCACACCAAAAAAAUAAAUAACACCUCCCUUCUCCCGAGGCACGUCCGCCAAACCCCCUUCACCUUCGAAAAAUGGUUCUCUUUUCUCCAUUCCCUGCCCUUCUCUCUCACCCUUCCUCCUCCUCCUCCUCCUCCUCCCUCACUCUCUGGAAUUGGCCUCUCUAGGUUAACUCGGCUUUUCGGGUAAUUGUUUUUCGAUGCCUUUUGAUGUCGUGGGUGUGCCUCGUGUAAACAACAAGCAACGUUACCGCGAAAAAUACCAUCACCGGCCUGUGGGAUAAAAGGGAAGGCUCCGCUGUGAAUAUCUUUAGCCGGUGAUCCUUUAAAACCGAUACACUAACAAGCUUGAGGGGAAUUACACGAGGCACCAACGCCGGCCGCUGUGUCUUUGGAUAAGCGAGCGAGCGAAGAAGGAAAAGACGUCAGUGUUGGUAUGAAGGGAUGCGAUAUGAUACAGUGAGAAUAACAGGGUUUUCUAUAAUGGCGGGACUAAUCUUCUCUGGUUUUUCUGAAGUUCUUUUGUCAUCACAGACCUUCUAAACUGCUGGGAAUAAUGAUACGAGAAGUUGUUAUGUCAGGUGAAUGCAAGAGGAGUUGAGAGGAUGGAGGGAGACAGGGUGGUGAGAGGGAAGGGAGAGGAAUGUGAGAGCGGAUGAAGGAUGAAGGAGAGGAAGGAUCGAGAACAAUGAGAGCGAGUAUAUUUUCUAAAAAAAAUUCUCACGAGUCUUUGUUUGGCUUCCAUUUGUGUUUCUUUAUGUUUUUUUUCGUGUGUGUGUGUGUGUGUGUGUGUGUGUGUGUGUGUGUGUGUGUGUGUGUGUGUGUGUGUGUGUGUGUGUGUGUGU
Portunus trituberculatus (swimming crab) is the source of this 3459-nucleotide messenger RNA. RefSeq names its product delta-sarcoglycan-like. NCBI's taxonomy places the organism in Eukaryota, Metazoa, Arthropoda, Malacostraca, Decapoda, Portunidae. The record is from RefSeq and is a predicted model, not a curated record. The transcript has 10 exons. Gene Ontology annotation, biological process: cardiac muscle tissue development; heart contraction. Bases 406 to 1431 code for a protein of 341 amino acids. Gene Ontology annotation, cellular component: sarcoglycan complex; sarcolemma.